Gryllus bimaculatus (two-spotted cricket) is the source of this 8422-nucleotide messenger RNA. Lineage: Eukaryota; Metazoa; Arthropoda; Insecta; Orthoptera; Gryllidae. The record is from the annotation of a GenBank genome assembly.
AUGUGGCCCAUAAUGAGUGAUGAUGAAUGCGUGAGAGCUCCUCGCAGAGGGAAAAGACCCGCUCUUCACCUGGAAUCUUCAUCAGGCAGUGAAAGUGAUGGUGCUGGGGAAGUAGUUAUCAAAAAAAAGAAGAUGAAUAUUAUUGAAAGUGAAUCCUCAUCUGAGAGUAGUGCUAGUAGUGAGGAUGAUAUGGGAAUAGCAAGGCCAAUAAGGAGGCGGCCUAGAGUCAGUAGUGAUAAUGAAAGCUCCAGUGAAGAUAGUAGCAGUGAAAGUAGUGAAGAAAGUGAUGAGAGCAGUUGUGAGGAUAAUGAUGAUAACAUUACUCCCCGUGUAGGUGGAAGGCGUGGAAGAGUUACUAGAUCUUGUCGUGUGGAGAGUGAAGAGGAGAGUUCUUCAGAAUCUGAAAGUGAUGAGUCUUCCUCUGAAAGUGGGCAUAGUUCUGCAGGUUCGUAUGAAUCAUACGAUAAUACUGACGAAGAAGCAAUGAUUCAGGCAGCUAUUCAAGAAUCACUUGCUAGUGCUACUGUGAAACCAUCUGAAGCUGAGAACUCUGAACCGUCUGAAAAGACUGCUGCCAAGAAGAAACCUGUUGUGUCUGAGGCAGGUGGAUUUGCAUCUGAUACUAGUGAUGGUGAAUCAGAAAAAUGUCCAAUAUGUCUACUCAGCUUUACAGAUCAAGAGAUUGGCUCACCUGAAACAUGUGAUCAUAGUUUCUGUUGCGUUUGUAUUCAAGAAUGGGCCAAGAAUGUUAACACAUGUCCAGUUGAUAGACAAGUAUUUUCAUUAAUCCUGGUUAGAAAACAAUUAAAUGGCAAAGUUAUCAAGAAGAUUCCUAUUGCCAACCGUGAAGCAAGAGAUCCUCAAGAAUCUGAUACUGACCCUACAUUUUGUGAGGUCUGUGGGCGCAGUGAUAGAGAAGAUAGAUUACUUUUGUGUGAUGGCUGUGAUCUUGGCUAUCAUUUGGAAUGUCUCAACCCUCCCAUGGAAAAUGUACCCAUUGAGGAGUGGUUCUGUCCUGAGUGUGCAACUGAUCAAUCUUCCCCAUUGGCAGAAGAACCCCAGGACAUGGUUGAUGUACAGGAUGGUGAACUUAAUGAUCUUCUUGAUGAUAUGGUUCAGAUUCGCCCUAGAACAUCACGAUUACUUCCACGAACACGUCAAAGUGAACGUGUGCGUGCAACCCUUAGAUCACUUCAUCAAGAAUUUCUACAUGGGACCCAUGAACCUGCCUUGCAGCAGCCUUCCACAUCUGGAAUAGAGUCUGUGGGUGCAGAUAGCAGCAGUGUUGCUAGUGGUGCACGUGUUACUUCUGCUGCAUCUGCAUCUACAGUAAGGAGACGUAAAGUUGUCAGAAGAAAAACUGUAAAGAAGCGAAGGAAAAGGCGCACAACUAAAAGAACAACUAAAAGAAAGCCUGUGCGAAGAAAGAAAAAAGUUACAAAAAAAGUUGCAGUCAAAGGAUCUGGUGAUGAAGAAACUGAGGAAAUUGAGGAAUAUGUUACUAAAACUAAAAGGAGGAAAAGGAGAAAGAGGAAAAUACGCCGUAGAAAGAAGGUCUCUCGUAGAAAAACUGCCAGGACUGCUGUUCCUCGAUCAGUAAAAGGGCGACUUGCAGAGCAGUUAGGUUUGUGUGCUCCUUCACGACCAGGAAUGUCUCUGCCUGUCAUUCGUUCUAGAGUUACUGCUUCAGAUAUUGAUUUACAAAGAAGUAGGGCUGGAAUCCCUACACUACACAUAUAUGGUCCACAAAAUGAACUGGAUUAUUUCUCGUCUGACAAUGAGGAUGUAAUGGAGAGUGGCAGUCUUGCAGUUGCUGCUCGACCACGAAAUGCCCGUGUUGGAAGUGCAAGGUUAAUUGCACGGAAAAAACUAUCAGCAGCAGCUUUGCAGUCUCACACAGCUGUAAUUUCUCCCAAACCAGUCCGUAAUAGAGUGAAUGUGGAAGGAAAUGCUGUUGCUUCCUCCAGUUCUCCAGUGGAUCUUAUUGGAAGCAUCUUAGAUAGCCAAGCUAUUUGGCAUUCAAAGAAAUCAUCAGUGACUAUUAAGCCUGAUGGUUCAUUGGAAGUGAACAAGGAUCUUGGCGGAACUGCAGUGGCAAAUACGCAAGGUACUGUUGAGUGUGAUAGUGUUUCAAACAAGAAUAAAUCAAAUGACAGUUUGAUACGCAGUGAUGACAGACUUUCAGAAGUGAAUGGUUCAAGCACUUCUCCUAUUGACUUAGGCAGUGCAUCAGCACGGACAACCCAGGCUCCCAUGUAUCCUGGGAGAGGUGAUAACCAUAAUAGACCUCCACCUAGUUCAGGCUUCCAUCAAUUUGGAGGAAGUAGAUACAGUGCUCCUUCAUAUUCAAAUUAUCAGAGUGGUAGAGAUUUUUCAAAUUUUUCCUCUUCUUCAUCAAAUUUUGAUGCUAGUAGCACUCGAGCUGGAUACAGCAAUUACCUUAAUAGUGGAUUGCCACCAGCACCUCUACGCAACACACCUGUGAGGUUUCGUGUUACACCUCGCUACCCAAUUCGGAGACCUCAAGGGCCUCAAAGGCCGCAAGACUCUUCAAAGCAUGAUGAUAAAAGGCCUGAAGAUGAUGGAGAGGGAUGUCAGAAAACUCUGGAAGAGGAAGAAGAUGAUGAAAUUGAUAUUUACAGUGACAUUGAAGCUGGUGGUGGAGGCAGUGGUGGCCCUAGUGGAGGAGGUUCAGAAUUAGAUGAAACAGAACGAAGCAUGGAAACAAGUUAUGAAGCUUUACCUCCUCCUCCAGAACCUUCUGCUCUUUUAAUGGGAUUUGGUGAGCAAGCUUUGAGUGAAGAAGAACCUACAAGUGACAGCGAACUAGUUAUAGAUGACAAUGUAGGUCCUCCUUCUCCCCAUGAUCAAAAUGAAACCUCCCCUCAGAUUCCAGAAUCAGAAAAGUAUGAUCCUGCGGAGCCCCUUGCUGAUAGUGACGAGGACAACGAUGAUGAUGACAAGGGUGAACCAGAGACCACUGUUCCUGUUCGAAAUGAGGUCCCAGAUCAAGACAUUCCUCUUCCUCCUGCUCCACCAGCAUCAAUUCCAUUUCAGUCCAGUACAAAUAUUUCACAGCAUAUCAUCAACUCUUCAUCCAAUUCCAAUGCUAGUUAUCUUCAUUCUCCAACUUACGGUGAAACUUCUUUUGAAACUGACAAAAUAUCAGCAGUUACUGAUGAAGGUGUUGUCAAUAAAGUAGUCAAAGAAGUGAUUUCAGAAAGACUUAAAAAUGCAUCUGGAAUUAUUGGUGUUAGUGUAGUGCGUGGUUCUCCCACACAUCCAGAGGUAGGCAGAGAGGAUGAGGAAGAUGAAUGUCCAAAUUUUUCAAUUUACUCUGCUACAAGUAUGGAUAUAGCAAGGAGGGCAGGGGAAGAAACCAUUGAUGUAGAUUCUAAGAUAGGCGAUGAAAAAAUAUGUGAGACUUCAGAAAAUGAAUCGAAAGAGGAAAGAGAAAUGGAAGAUACAGAAAAUGACAGAAAAUCGGAUAAAAUUAUCACUGAAUCAGAAGACAAGUCCAAAUCACUUCCAGAAGAUGGUUCUCCUUCUGCGUCACCUGAUAUAAAACAAGCAGCUGAAAUUACUGUCCUUAAAGAUGGCAGUGAAGAAAAGGAAGAAGAAGAUGCAGAUGCAAAGAAAGAAUUGAGUGAAGAGGAGGAGGAGGAAACUCGUAAAGUUGACAGCAAAGAUAAAGAUGAUGAAGAGGAGGAUGACGACGAUGAUGAUGACGAUGAUGACGACGACGAUGAUGAUGAUAAGGAUAAGAAUGAUGAUAAGAAUGAUACUAGUGAUGAAUUUGUCAAAGCAGACCAGGUUGGCAAAAAUGAACAGCCUGUUCAGAAAUUGAAGAAAAAUGAAAGUGAUAGUAGCAUAGAAGAUUUAUCACCUGGAAAGAUAGUUUCUGAUGCAGAAGAUAAGGAAGAGCACAAUGCUACAAAUGCGGAAAUUUGUAACGAGAAAGAAGAGGAAGAGAUGGAAGAGGAUGAAAAAGAAAAGUCUUUAACUCCCACUAAAGAACUUGACAGCACUAUCGAAGAAAUUUCUUGCAGGCCUCGUACAAAUGAUACUUUUGAUUCUGAUAAUGAUAGUGUUAUUGGGGAUGUACCAUCUGCAGUUUCAGUAGUGGUCAGAAAUAAAGAUCCCCCAGCUAUGUCAGCACCAUCUGGUCUUGAAGGUCUUGAUACAGAAACUAUUUCAGAAACUGAAGAAGCUAUUAAUUUUGAUGACCUCAGUCAAGAUGGAAAUGACAUUCCUUCUGCAGAAGAAGAUGGAGAGAUUUCUUCAGCCAAAAAGAGAAAGAAGAAAAAGAACCGUAGAAAUUUGGAUGUGGAUGGCAAAAUGCUAAGUGAUUUAAGUGGUGAACUUCCUGCUGAUAGAGAACAAACACCACCUGAAGAAGGGGAAAUAAUUGAUGACAGACCGAAACUCCAUGACACCAGCAAAAGAGACAAGAUAUCUGUGGAGAACAAGGAUGUUUCACAUGAUUUGGAAACCUCAAAGGUAUCUGAUGAGAAUUUUGAUAUUUCUAAAUCGAAAGAUGAUGAUAAAAAGAAAAAGAAGAAAGAGAAAAGGAAAUCAACUGAAAAAGGAGUAGAAAGGCCGGUAUUAGGAAGCAGUGAGAAUAGGAGAAAGAGUAAAGAGAAGUCUCGCAGAUCUGAAGAACCUAACAUUUCAUGGAAGAAACCAUCUAAAAGUACUAAAGAAAGAAAUUAUCGGGAUACAAAAACAUCAAAACCUGAUGAUACUGGAAAAGACAAAGAUAAAGAUAAUGAUAGUAAGGACACAAAUAAGAAGAAGAAAAAGGAAAAAAGGAAAGAUAUGGAAAGAUAUGAUGUAAGAAAAAUUGUAUCUGAUAAGCGUCGAAGACGUAAAGAUGAAUUUGGUCGUGAUCUAUCUAGAGAUCGAUCAUGUAGCAGAUCUCGGUCUAGAUCUCAUCGUAGAUCUCGUUCGUUAUCAAAGAGUAGAAGACAUAGAUCCCCUGUGAGAGCCAGGAGAUCACGAAGUCGGUCUCGAUAUCGAUCACGAAGUCGCUCGUAUCGAAGGUCACGGAGUAAAUCAAAAAAUAGGUCUAGGAGGAAAUCGAAAGAUAAAGGCCGUAGAAGUAGAUCAAAAGAUAGAACAAGAGUUCGUUUAAGUCGGUCACGAAGUAGAGGAAGAAGAUCCAGAUCUCGAUCGGGUUCUCAUAACAGAUCCAAGAAUAAAGCUAGAUUGAGAUCACGUAGCCGCUCACCAGUUAAACAGCGCAAAGAUAGAGCUGAUAGAUCUCAUGUUGUUCGAGAAGUGCAAAGAUUCCACACUCGACGUUCAUGGUCGCGAACAUGGACUCCAUCAUGGUCAAGAUCUCGUUCUCAAUCUAUAUCGUGUUCUUCAUUUACUCAAAGUAGAUCACCCUCAGUUAGACAUUUCAACAGAUCAUUUUCACACUCUUUUUCACGUUCAUGGUCUCGUGAGAGAUAUGAAAGAAUUCCUCUUGAGAAGACAGGUACUCUAUCAGGAAAACCUACUAAAAAGCUUACGGUAAUUGUUAGCAACACUAAAGAAAAUUCUGAUCGUCAAAAGAAAGAUAAAAAGAAGAAGAAAGAUAAGAAAAAUAAGGAAUUACUUGGAACAAUGGAGAAACGAAAGAAGAGGAAAGAGAAGUCACCAGCUCCCUCUAAAGAAGUGUUUACAUCGGGUGAUAACAUUCUUGUUAGUGUUAAUUUCAAUAAGACUUCGAAGUCUGGUACAAAUAAAGAUUUAUCUGCUUCUCUGCCAGCACUAUCAAAGGAGGCAUCCAAAAGAAAACGAGAAGAAACAUUUGAAACCGAUAGAGAAAUUAGCAAGAAAAUCAGAAAAGAGAAAAAUAAAGAAAAAAAUAAGGGUAUUCCAAAUGAGAAGAAUGCUGUUGGAUUGCAAGUGGAAAAGAAAGGUAAAAAACAGGGUGCAAGAGGUAAUAAAUCAGCGAGAAUGGCUGCUCUUUUAAAACAAAAGCCAGUGGCAAUAAUUGAUCUUGAUCAGUCACCUUUCCGAGAACAGACUCCCUCACCUAGAGAUUUGAUUGUAUUAAGUGACAGUGAUGAUGAUGAUGUGAGAAACAAAGGUGUGGAACGUGAAGAAAUUGUUGAAGCUCUUUCAGUUUGUCGGAAUUUACGUCCUGAUAUUUCUAGCCCACAAUCCCCUGCUAAAGGUGUUCAUAAUGUACCAGCUAACAUUUCUGUUGCUAGGUCUCCAGAAACAGAAUUGAAACUUAUGAGUGCAGUUAGUAAUUAUUUGACCACUAGUACUGGUCCCAAAACUCCUCCCGAACCACAAAUAAAGUUUUCAAUUGCAACUAAACAACCCCAGUUACGUGUUAUCACCAAUCCUCUUCAAGAGGAUGAUGAUAUAUUGCCAGAGGAUGGAGGCCUUGAUGAUUCCGAUCAGAGAAUUGAAGAGGAAUUGGACAGAAGUUUAGGAGAAAUAGUAUAUAAAGGCCCAAAUACUCCUCCUGAACCUAGAGGUCCCACUACCCCAUGUUCUCCGCCUACAUCUCCUGAUGCAUAUGAUCCAUUUGAUCCCACUAAGUCUGGGACACCUUCCCCAGCUGGGCCUGAAGCUAGUAUGGAUGGUCCACCCAGCCCUCCUCGAACUCCUGCUGAUGACUUGCAAAUGGGAAUUGUUGAAGGAUCAGCUGGGCGUGACUCACCUUUACCUAGUGACUUGGAAGACAUGGUUAAUAAAAAUGCUGAAGCAAGAAACAAGUCUCCUCCUAUGCAACCUUCUGAAGAAGUUACUGAAGAAGCUCGAUCAUCCCCAAAAGUUGUUACAAGAGAGACAAAAUCUCCUGUUGGGAUAUCUGAAACAAUAGCUUUGACUCCUCAGCUUCAAAAUGAAGAACUGCCUGUUGCAGAAAUAACUGAUGUUUCAAAAGUAUCUCAUGGUCUUCCUUCUAACAUAUCUUCAGUGUCUAUUUCUGAAAGCAAUACAAAGUCCCCUGAAAGAAAAAUUGGUGUAGUUAUAAGCACACCGCAAUCAAAACUUCAGAGUACUCCUAUCAAACCCCCUGUAUUUCCUGUUCCAUCCCUAAAGCAGGCUCCUACAUCCCAACAGACCAUGACAUCAACUCCUAGCCAUGCUGCACCUCCCCCAAUAUUUCCUUCUCUUACCCCUGUGAAUAUUGCAUCUAUGCUUUGUACUCCUACUGCAAAUUUAGCUCUAAGUCGAACAAACCUUUUCACCCCACAAACUCCAAUGUCUGUCCCAUCCCUUCUUCAGCAUGUUUCUAAUGCUGCUACACCUGUUCAGGCUCGAUUAGCUACUGAUAAAUCAGUGGUUCCUGCUGUGCCUAUUCGAUCUUUGGUUCAGAAUGGUGAACAAUUGCCAAAGCCUCAGGACACAACAACAGAAGUAGUGGAUAUGGAUUUGGAUUCUCCAUAUUCUCCAGGAUCCAGUGAAGGCGAUGAUCUAUUUGAUCCUCCUGCUGAUACUCCCACCAGAACAAGCCAACCUCCACACACAACAGAUCGCCCUAAAACGGGGCCAUCAACUGCCAAGAAUGCAAACAAGCUUGCGGUACCUGCAUCAAAUUUACCGUCUCAUAAGUCUCCAAGCAAGAAUCAAGACAAAUUUGAUUCUCUAUUUGGCAUGGCUGGUGCCCCUACAAAGCCACCUGGGUCUGCUCCAUCCAAAGGGCGAACGAAGGGUCACAAAGGAACAAAAGCAAAGACAAAACACGUAAAAGGAGGAAAAAAAGAAAUAGCUAUCAAAAUGGAUGAAGAUCAGUUACAAAUCUUGGAUGAAUUACCAAGUUCUGCUGUGGAAUUGCAGGUGAAAGAUAAGUUUUUGAAAAAACUGAAUCGCCAAGAACGUGUUGUGGAGGAGGUUAAAUUGUCUUUGAAGCCUCAUUACAAUAGAAAGCACAUCUCGAAAGAAGAGUAUAAAGACAUUUUACGGAAAUCUGUGCCGAAGAUUUGUCACAAUAAAUCAGGUGAAAUUAAUCCUGUGAAGAUUGCUACAUUAGUUGAAGCAUAUGUGAAGAAAGUUCGCUACGAGAAGAAGAAAAGUGCAAAUUCUAGUAGUGGCACAAAUUCAGCUCCUGCGAAGGCCAAAGUGUGAGUAUGAUCAAACACUUAAUAACACCUCAAUUUUUUGAGGUAGUUACCUUUAUUGUCUGGCACAAUUUGUGUAAAGGGGUGUUAAAAUGAAAUAAUAAAUGUUACUUAUUUUUUUUAUCUCUAUUUAUGGUUUUGAUGGUUUUACAGUUAAUUUGGUCAUAUAAAAUUGAUUUUUAUGCAUAGUGUUCAUUACUCCAUUACAAAUUACUUAUUUCUGAAUAACUUGGAAUUCAGAGGGAAAUAGGAAUAGGAAUUUUCCUUUCCAGUGGUAGCUGGUCUGUUAGUGCAACACUAGCUAUUCUUCUCAACAAAUAAAACAAGUUUCAAAAUAAAGGAUUUUUUUCUUUAAU